AUGUUCAGGGAUUCUGUCGACGAUCGCAAAGCUCUUCUUGAAGGUUUCGAACUGUUAAAGAAACAACUGAAGCUUGACCGACGUCCAACAAGAACGAUGAGGGAGCUUCGUGCAGGUGAUCUACGUUCUGGUGACAAGAUUGAUCAAAUUCAGGUGGACUGGACGUCAGCACGACGUCGUGACGUGCCUCCUCUCGAUGAUCGACAAGAAGAGAGGUCACGCUCCAAGGAUGAGAUGAACAGCAGUGAAAAGCCGAUGAUAGCCGGGCAGUUGAUGAUCUUCGAUUUGGACGAGGAGCCGCCUGAACUUGCAGCAACGAGGGGGUCAAAGCUUGGUGAGUGUCGAAUUCUUUGA
This is a messenger RNA of Cylicostephanus goldi, 354 nucleotides long. The record is from the annotation of a GenBank genome assembly. Lineage: Eukaryota; Metazoa; Nematoda; Chromadorea; Rhabditida; Strongylidae.